AUGGAGAAAGCUAAAGAAAACAUAAGAACUUCAAAUGUAGAGAAUGAAAAUGUGGAACUGAAUUUAGGGUUUUCAUUGAAUAGUGGAUUGCAAGGAAGUGUUGCUUCAAGUGUAGCUGAGGUUGAAACCCAACAACCACCUACUCAAGGAAAUUAUAUUGCUAAAGGGAAGAUAAAAAACUUCAUGCUCAACCAUAUGACUUUUGUUUCCACAAGAGGUAAAAGACCAAAUGGAAAGAAGACUGAAGGACUGUUAUACGCGUGUAACAAGAAAGAUGAAAUGGAGAUAGUUUGUCUUUGUCAUGGUGAUCUUCUAAAUGCAGUUGAAUUUGUCGAACACACUGGUGGAGGUUUGUAG
This is a messenger RNA of Solanum tuberosum (potato), 357 nucleotides long. RefSeq names its product ninja-family protein AFP3-like. Bases 1 to 357 code for a protein of 118 amino acids. NCBI's taxonomy places the organism in Eukaryota, Viridiplantae, Streptophyta, Magnoliopsida, Solanales, Solanaceae. The transcript has 3 exons. The record is from RefSeq and is a predicted model, not a curated record. Gene Ontology annotation, cellular component: nucleus. Gene Ontology annotation, biological process: negative regulation of DNA-templated transcription; signal transduction.